Molecule: messenger RNA, 2912 nt
Organism: Bombus terrestris (buff-tailed bumblebee)
Lineage: Eukaryota; Metazoa; Arthropoda; Insecta; Hymenoptera; Apidae
Exons: 1
Coding region: 16-1461 (481 amino acids)
Source: RefSeq, a predicted model, not a curated record
UCAGCGUUCCCUCAAAUGCUUCAAGAUGCUUAUUUACGAUCCCACAAAAGCGACAAACGCGAACAGGGACCGUAUAUAAAUGUUGGUAUUGCCUCCGUCGCGACAGUCUCAACGUACUCCCUCGACAUGGCAACGAUUAGCGCCGAUUCGUCUUGCUGUUUGACCGACUCGACCAAGUCACAGGUCUGCUCCGUCAAAGAGAAACCAGUCGCUCCUCUGUCCGACUCCGACAUCAAUAAGAUCGUCGAGCGAAAACUUCUCUCGAAUAACUUUCGCGUUUUACACUGGAGUUUGGAUAACUUAGGGGAGAUAAAUGGUUUCUUGGGCUUGUACUAUACUCUCUCCGUUACGGUGAAAAUCGAUGACAAAUCGAAGCAUUUCAAAUUCUUUGCAAAGACACCGCCACCAACCGCCAGUCCACAGUACGAUUUUCUAGUCCGCAGCAAUACGUUCAAUAAGGAGAUCGCUGUCUAUAGUGAGAUAGUGCCGAAGAUGGGCACAGGAAGCGGUCCCAAAUGGUUGCCCGAUUAUUAUUUUGGCAAGAAUAACGUUAUAAUAGUUUUGGAGGACGCCGGGCAAAACGGAUACGUUAACCUGGACAAAUAUCUGCCGUUCGACGAUGAACACUGCAUUCUGGUAGCAAAGACGAUCUCGAUUUUACACUCGAGAUCCUUGAUCCUGGACGAGAAGCUUCGCCGUAGUACCGGUCAAACGAUUUUUGACCUUUACGGCGAGUACCUGGAGGAGGUGGCUUUCAUCGAGAGCGAUCUGGCGGCGCAGAAGUAUCUCUCCUCGUGCAUCAAAGGCGCAUGCACUAUAGUUGAUAUGAACGAGAAGCUGAAGGACGAUGAGGCGACUCUUAUUAAGAAUUGGAUAACCAAGUGGGUACAGAGGUUACCAGAAUUGCUGAAGACGUCGAAUAAAUUCAGAAACGUGAUGUGUCACCGGGAUCUAUGGCCAAAUAAUAUCAUGUUCAAGAAAGACUCUAGCGGUAAGUCGAUCGGGUGUUACCUGAUAGACUUCCAAUUCCUGCGAUACUCUCCGCCUGCGAUCGAUUUUGUGAUCUGUUUCCUGUUGUCGACCGAUCGUGCUACUAGACGUCGAUGCAACGAGUCGCUUAUCAACGUUUACUGUGACACCAUGAAGAAAGAAUUGGCCGCGGAAGGUCUCGAUGUUGAGGAUUGCUUACCUCGCGCGCAAUUCAUCGAGAGCUGCAAGGACACUCAAGGCCUGGCAUUGGCAUAUACGGUCGCCAACAUGCAAAUAAUGUUACUAACGCGACAAGCUGUGGAAGAAUAUUUUAUAGGAUCUACCGAUCAACUGGAGUACGUCGUGUACGGUGAUCGACGCAGCGAUCUCGUUAAAAAUCAAUGCCGCAUUAUGAAAUCCUAUCAGCCGCGUAUUACAGAGGUAAUAGAAGAAAUUAGAGAGUAUUUGGCAGCUAAUCCGGACAAAUGCUAGCGGACGAGAAAGAAAAGCACGGGUCAUUGGUUGUUUCCUUGGCACGUUGGUCAUUUGGUACUUGUAUUAUCGUCUGUGAUAAAAUGUGACAUUAAAAUGAGAGCAGAAGAGAGGUUGUUUCUACGAUUCUAGGUUCUACGAUUUGCCGAUGAAAUGAUCUAUUUCGCCUUCUCGUCGUCCAACGUUAUAGUACAAAUAUUUUAUUCGAAGGAUUUAACGCGGUCACAUGCGUGGGCUCGUAACUUUGUUACACGCAGAAUCGUUAAGAAAGCGAAUUUUCUACUCAAAACCAUUGUGUGAUACGACGCUUUGCCGGCUUAAACGACGUCAUCGUUCUCCGUUAGGCGAACUUUGUCGUAAAAGGGAAAAGGGAUUACGGGUCGUAAUAAACUUUGUAGAAACCCUGCGAGAGGCGGAAAGAUAGGAACCUCUAAUAUUUAAAGUAACUUUUCGCCGUAAUCUUAACUCCUUACAGACUCAAUACAGCUCAUGGCUGCCACGAGCUGUAUCGUCUUUUGUAUCAGCGAACGUCGAAAAAUAUGGCAUCAUACUAAUAAAAUAAAGUCGGUUUUAAUGGAUAUUUACAUUUUCCUAUGCACAGUAUGUCUAGUUUAAAUAUACUCUAACUAUUAAAUGUACGAUAAUAUUCUUUAAAUGGAAGUUGCCUGAUUUGAUAGAAGAAACUUAAUAGAAUAUUUGAAUCCCUUUUUGGAUCGUUGUUGAUAAAGUCUCGAUAUCUACGUACCUUUCUUCGAUGGAACUAUAAUGUUUACAAGAAGCAUUUCUGCACACCCUUAUUCCAUUUUUUGUAAUCGUAUGAAAGUACUUGUAAAUAAUAUAAAUUUUAUUGUUUCUUAACUACUGUAUUUUAACCAAAGAAAAUGGACAUUUCGUAUGUUACCAACUAUUUUUCAUUUUAGUAAUUAAUUGCUCGUAUUGUCCCUUCGUUUCCUCGUAUUUAAAUUUGUGCAACCCUACGAGCAAUUCAUGGAUCAAGAGCGUUUCAGAAUGUUGAAAAAUAUUCCAAUGUGGGAGAAGGGAUAGUCGGAUUCAAUUGUUGACAAAUUUAUCCUUGUGCAAUAAUCGAGCAGCCGAUAUUCCUCGUUCGCGAAAUGAGGAACACCCAGUUCUAUUCAAUGGCCCGUAAUGUUAUGUCAGAUUAAAGCAGAAGUUCGUUUUACUGCCGGCAAUUCGAAGCAGCCGUAAUCGCUUUUAUGUCGGGCUAAUGACAUAACCGUGAAACGUAAAUUGCCCUACCUAUCAAUGACAGGCUUGAUACUAUUCUAUUGUAAAUACAAUAAUGCAUGAACGCGUUGUCAUUGUUUCCUUUCAACUAUCCCUCUAUUUUCACCAACUGGUACGUUUCACGUAUUCGAUUUUUUCCAUCCAAAUUGCGCUGGAGUUUGUAAGCUGUUCCUUGACAGUGUAUACACAAUAAACAGAAAGAUGAA